Messenger RNA from Cooperia oncophora, 441 nucleotides. The record is from the annotation of a GenBank genome assembly. Lineage: Eukaryota; Metazoa; Nematoda; Chromadorea; Rhabditida; Trichostrongylidae.
AUGGCUCGCACGUCCGGAGGGCUUUUUCGAUACAAUCUCCAAGAUCGUUCCGAGGGCUGGAGUGGUGGCAGGAGUCGAUGCUCAAUAUGUGGCAAGGGUAGGCAGAUGUCUUUCAGUAAGGAAGAAGCCAGAAGGAGAUUGACAAUGGGAGCUGACGAGGAACGAGAAAUGGGAUGGGCAACGGAAGAACGAGAACCACUGCCGCGCAGAUCUGACUUCCGCGAUCGGGCUGAAGCACGACGUCGAAGAUCGCUUUCCCAGGAGGCUCCUAGAAUAGGCCGUCAAGCUUCGGACACCUCUCUUGACUCCCCCGACCCGAAACACAACGAAGAUACCAGCUUGUGCGAAGCUGAGAUUUGUGAAGGAGGACUGAGGAAAACAAGUGUUAUCGUCUACCGCGACUCCCGUGGAAGAUUUGCCCGAGGGCCCCGCCACGAUUAA